CUGAAUCAACAACGUGAAAAGUGUAGCUGUGAAUAAGUUGAGAAAAAUAGCGAUAAUUAGAGGUUUUCCUUGAUUUACAGUUGUUGAAAAGUGUGGAAAUCGUUUCCACAGAUCAGCUAGAAGUGAUAAAUAGUGGAAAACGUUGAAUUGCGACGUAAAGUUUGGUGUUAAACCGUCGAAGAAAAUCGUAAAAUUUUCUUACUCUUGUUUGUUCUGUUACUCGAAUAAAGUUUUCUGCUGUCUUCAGCCGACGAGGUUGGCGCGUUUCGAACUUUGAUUUGACAGCUACGAAGUGUUUUCAAAACAAAGCAAACCAAGGGCUGUUUUGUUUCUGAAAAAUAUUGUAUAGCAAAAUGUUCGGUGCAAAACCGGGUGGUUUCGGUCAAACCAGUGCUGCUGGAGGAUUCGGUACAUUCGGAAACAACACAGCAACGGCCAGCCCCUUCGGACAGGCAAACACAUUCGGUAAACCUGCAACGGCGGGUGCUUUCGGAGCUACCCCGGCCUUUGGACAGCAAGCGAACAAUUCACUGUUCGGUCAACCGCAGCCGGCAGGUAAUUUGUUCGGUGCGAGUACCAGCACAGCGCCGGCCUUCGGAGCUACAGCAACUACACAGUCCGGCUUUGGAGCAUUCGGUCAACCGCAACAACAAUCAACGUCUUUGUUUGGAACGCAAAACAAUACAGCACCGAAUGCAUCGUUGUUUGGUGCUAACAAUAAUUCCGCUUUCGGAGCGGCGAAACCAGCGGGUUUUGGAGGAUUUGGUCAGACGGCUCCACAAACAUCACUGUUUGGACAGGCCACUACAAGUCAAACGACAACGGGAGGAUUUUUCGGUCAGAACACACAAAGUGGAGGAUUAUUUGGAGCACAAAAACCGGCCUUCGGAGCGACUGCACCCGUUGGCGCUGGGAAUGGAACUGCGGUGGUCAAAUACCAGCAAACCCCAUCGACGGACACGUUGGUUAAGAACGGUCAAAGUACAACGGUUCAAACCAAACAAUAUUGUAUCACUUUUAUGAAGGAAUAUGAAAAUAAAUCAGUGGAAGAGCUCCGGUAUGAGGAUUAUGCUGCUAAUCGAAAGGGUCCACAGGCGGGAGCAACACCGGGAGGAUUUUUCGGAGCAACUCCAACGGCUACUCCAUUCGGUGCCACUGCUGCACAGCCACAGUCCUUAUUCGGACAAACUACGACCGCUCAGGCGAGCACGGGCUUAUUCGGAAGCACAACCAACACUUUCGGACAAACAACGGCUCCCGCGUUCGGUGCAACACAACAGCCAGGUUUUGGAAAGCCUUUUGGUAGUGCAACCACGACCGGAGGAUUCGGAUUUGGACCAACAAACACCAACACAAUGGGUGGUUUGGGUGCAAAUAAACCGGCGUUUGGUGCGGCUACAACAGGUCUCUUCGGACAAACUGCAACCCCUGCGACCAAUACGUUCGGACAGGCUUCCACUUUCGGAGGAUUUGGAACGCAAGCUCAAGCCCAACAACCGGGAAGUUUAUUCUCGGGAGCUGCAACCAGUACUGCACCAGGGACGAGCGCUUUUGGAGGCUUGGGAGCUCAAACAACACAGUCUGGGUUUGGAUUCGGUUCCAACACGGCUACCAAUACUGCGGGAGGUGGAUUGUUCGGUGCCAAACCGGCAAACACCUUUGGCACUCUAGGCAGUACCUUCGGGCAAAAUCCAACUUCUACGGCACCAGCAUUCGGUGGCUUCGGAACUAAUACCAACACGGGGGGAUCGCUGUUUGCCAAUACUUUCAAUAAACCGGCAGCACCAGCUUUUGGAAUGAACACAGCUACGUCCACGGGAACGUUUGGUGGUGGAUUGAAUUUUGGUGCCGGAUCCGGUUCACUGUUUGGUAAUACAGCCAAUAAACCCGGAGGCCUUGGUACGGGCAGUAGUCUGUUUGGAAACACAUCCGCGAUGGGAGGUGGAACGGGAGCCUUCGGAACUCUUGGAAGUGGAGGUUUCGGUACCGGCAUUGGCACAAACACCGGUUUAGGAAACGUAGCCAAUCCCGCUAGUGCCGCAGUUCCAAUACAUCAGCAAAUUCUGGCGAUGGUAACUUCUCCGUAUGGCGAUAAUCCUAUUUUUAAAGACAUCAAGCCUCUCGCCGGAGCGUCGGAAGAUUCUCUGAAACCAACGAAUCCGUCAGCUCAAAAAGCAAUUCUCGAGGGUACGAAUCAACAGUUCAAGGUAUCACCGAAGGUAACCGGCAAUGGUGUCAAGGUGAAACCGGUAGGAUCGGUCACUUUAUCGAAAAAAUCCUUGUUUGAAGGACUGGAAGAGUACGAUAGUACUUUGGAAGAAUCGUUUUCUCUUAAACCGAAUGCCAAGCGAUUAAUUAUCAAACCAAAAUCCGCCACCCCUACUAUAACCAUUCAAAAUCGAUCCUCGUUGGUUCAAUCCAGUAGCACUACUCCCAAAGAAGAUUCAAUUGGAAAGGAAACGUAUCAGAUUCCGUUGGAAGCCCAACCCACUACCAGUCAGGACACCAGCCGGCGUGUUUCGUGGCUACAAUCGAACGCCCUGGAUAAGGUACGCCAGAACAAUCGCCUAUCGGAAUCGGUUCUGGACAGCACCAUCAAAGAGUUCGCCCCGGCCGGCGGACUCCAGUCAGCAUCCACAUCGCUCACGAAAGAAACACAGCUCACGAACCUGGACUCUUCGGCUUCCCCUCCGACCCCGGCCGGUCAUUCGGCACAGUCUACCGUUGCGGCUAAGAAAGAUUCCGUCAGCACCAGCUCGCCGGUCAACAUGAACGAUUCUUCGCUGAUGUCAUCAUCGAAUCGGUCUUUCCUAAACGAAACCACCAACGUUACCGGCGUUGGCGAUGUGUCGGCCGUUUCCGACGAGGCUGCACUGGAAGAUGCGGAACCACAUCCAACCGGGAUCGUACUGCGACGGCCAGGGUACUACACAAUUCCAUCGUUGGACGACAUCCUGCAGCUGAUGGACGAGGAGGGUCGUUGCGUGGUGCCGAACUUCACCAUCGGUCGGAAAGGUUACGGCAACGUGUACUUCAACGAACCGAUCGAUGUGGCCAAUCUAAACCUGGACGAAAUUGUGCACUUUCGGCACAAAGAGGUUAUCAUAUAUCCGGAUGACGAAAACAAACCGACGGUUGGGCAAGGUCUGAAUCGCAAGGCCCAAAUCACCCUGGAUCAGGUUUGGCCCCAUGAUAAGGCACUGCACGAACCGAUCAAGGAUCCGCAACGGCUGGGAUUGAUGGAUUAUGAGGGAAAAUUGCGCCGGGUUUGCGAUAAACAUGAUACCCGUUUCUUGGAGUACAGACCGGAUACCGGAAGCUGGGUGUUUAAAGUGGAGCACUUUUCAAAAUACGGAUUAAGCGAUAGCGAUGAGGAUGAAGCACAGGCCGAUCCGAAGAAAGUGAAAAUGAUGGCCCCCGUAGACAAAGAAACCGGAGCGAUCCCGAAAAAAUCUUCUGUAUCCGUUAUGUUUAAUCGUGACAAGACCUUGGGUCAGCAGGACGAGUUCAACUACUCACUGAUGACGAACGAGAGUUUAGCUCCUACCAGUCCGACUGCCGCUCUGGCUCUCGGCAUGGGAACCGACUCCCACAAACUGCAACUAAUGAAGGCUUCCUUCUUCGUUGAAGAUGAUUUUGAUCGUCGAUCGGUACUGUCGGAAGUGACCGACGGUGGCCGGGAUAGUCCCGAUCAGACUGUUCCGAAUAAACAAUACUUUGGACUGGGAAGAACGCUAACCAGCAGCCUCUAUCUAAGAACGGAAUCUCCGAAAGUGUUGGAAUCUGAUUCCAUUCAGAUGGAUGACUUCGAACAACCCACGACACUUUUCACGACAUCAACGAGCAGAAAUUUUCAGGAACACAUUCACCAACCAAAGCGAAAGGAUACUACCGCUACCGAAAUCCCUCGUCCAAUCGGUCCCAAAUCUCUACCGUUGGUUGUUAAGCCCAAGGUAGAGCUAGUUCAACCCAACGACGUCGUUCUACCGGUUCAGCAAUCCAUUUUGGCUCGUUUUCUGAACAAGAAAACGGAUUUAGCUUUCUUCCAUGGACGUAAGUUUAAAGUAGGAUGGAGUUUCCCAUCGUCGCUGGUUCAACUGAACACGGCGGAAAAUUGUUCGCUACUGAAAAGGAACGAAAUUCUUCACAUCGGUGAUCUACAUCACUUCUUCCGGGGUCGUUCGGCUAAGGACUACUCACCGGCGGCACUGCAGAUGCUUCAAAUCCGUUCUUCAGCAGAGAUCGACGGGUUCCAGAAAACGGUCGAAGAUCAUCUUCGGAUCGAGCUGAAGUACGACGAUAUUCGAAAACUGGAAAACACCGACUGUCCGUACUACGUGGCCGGUGGGAAACAUGCCGGACUGGCCGAUCAUCUGGAAAUGGCUAAAUUGGUUGCCGACGAAAAUAGUUUCGAUGAACUGUGCGUGGAAGUUUGGUCCCUGUGUGCGGCUUUGUGGGGAGCCCGUGAAGAGCUUGAGGAUGUCGAGAUCACAGCCCAUUUGAGCACCAUGUUUCGACGGGAUUUAUUUUCCGAAUGGUUGGAAGGUGUAGUCACCGAGCAGUCAUCCCGGGAAAUGGCCGCAGCUUUGAAGGGCAAAAAGCAAGAUUACCUGGAUCAACUGUUGGAACUGAUCUGCACUCACAAGGUGCUGGACGCGUGCGAGUUGGCCUUCGAGAACGACGAUAUCAACUUGUCGAUGUUGAUGGCCCAAAUUUCCGGAGGUCCAACCGUUUGCCAGCUGAUCCAACAUCAGCUGAGCUCCUGGCAAGACGUCGAAGCCGAUAAAUUCAUUGAUGUUCGUCGGUUGAAAGUGUUUAUGCUGGUGGCCGGCAUUCCGCUGCUUUCGUCUACUCACGGCACAAUCAACAUUUUCGAACAGCUCGACUGGUUAAAAUCCCUUGCCAUUAACCUCUGGUAUCUGUGUUCACCGACCGCAUCCAUCACGGAUGCCCUGAUGAGCUACGAGAAAUCUUUCCAAUCCAACGAAUUCUUCGCACUUCCUCCUAACCCACCGUACACCUCCCGGAUUAAGCUGGACAGUCCGAAACCAAUCCAGGACAUCCGUUUCCAUCUGCUUAAACUGUACUCUAAACGUUCGCACCCACUGGAAUCGCUGCUGAACCCAGCAACGCACACACCCGAUCCGUUGGAUUUCCGUCUAUCGUGGUUUCUGCUGCAAACACUGGAAACCCUCGGCUAUCGGCACUGUUCCGAACUGUCGCGCAGUCAAAUUCAUCUGUCCUUUGCGAACCAACUGGAAAAUCAUGGCCUCUGGCAAUGGGCCGUCUACGUUCUGCUGCACCUGAACGACCAGAGCCGACGGGAAUUGGCCAUUCAGGAUCUGCUGUAUCGUCACAUUGAAUUAUCCGACGAAGCGGACUACCUCGAGCGGGAACAGUUUGUCAUCGGCGAGCUGGGCAUUCCGGAAAAGUGGAUCUUCUGGGCGAAAGCGGUACGGGCCGGUUCACAGUUCGAUUACCAUCAGCAGGCCCGCUUCCUGCUCAAAGCGAAACAGUGGUCCAAAGCACACGAGGUCAUCAUGGAACACAUAGCGGCGGAUUGUGUCAUCAACGACGAUAUUCCAUAUUUGAAGUCGCUGCUCGUUGAAUUUGAGGAUGUUAAACAAAUUUCCAACUGGUCGAUCAAGGGACAGAUUUUGCGGGAUUUCAUCGAGCUGAAUGAGAAGUUCGAGCUCAUCCGGGAUGCCAUCGAUGACGAGGUGGCGGACGCCCGACUGGAGGAGUUGAAACCGAAACUUUCCGAUCUGUGCUCGGUGAUCAAGAUGUUCCCCUGUCCCACGCCGAAGCACCGGCUGUGCCAAAGCGAAAUCGCCCAACGGUUGGCCUAUCUGAUACGGUCGUUCUUCACGCAGGACCCGCGUAUCAACAGUUGUGCGCUGAUGCGCAGUGCACUGGAAAAGCUACCGCUACCGCAGGAGUACGCUCUGGAAGAGCUGCGGCAUAUGUUGCAUGCGUUCCUGACCGAGGACCUACGGAAACCGAUCUAGAGUUCCGACGUAACUAUGCGUCUAUUUGGAGCUAUUAUACUAGAUCGCAGCAGGAUGCUCCGUGUUUUAUUCUGUAAGGUGUGUUUAAACGGAGAAAAUACAUCAAUAUAAACUUGUUGAACAUACUACUUACUUGAAUAGAUAAGGGCACUAGAUGGAGAUUUCACAGCUGUACCGAGUUAAAAAUAAUUACUGAAAUAAUUCUAAUUUAGUUGCCUAAAAUAGGGAUUACUUUUAUGUGUUUAUUUUUUUGCUAGAAAGACAACUUAUGCUACUGUAGUGUAUAAACCAAAACGAAAACGUAAUAUUUUUGUAAGUUUUGAAUCAUGUUAAUUGGUAAUAGUGUAUCCUUCCAGCACCUAGA
Malaya genurostris is the source of this 6372-nucleotide messenger RNA. It is a transcript of the gene Nup98-96, whose product is annotated as nuclear pore complex protein Nup98-Nup96. The transcript is spliced from 5 exons. Gene Ontology annotation, molecular function: structural constituent of nuclear pore. Gene Ontology annotation, cellular component: nuclear pore; nuclear pore cytoplasmic filaments. Gene Ontology annotation, biological process: post-transcriptional tethering of RNA polymerase II gene DNA at nuclear periphery; RNA export from nucleus; protein import into nucleus. Bases 354 to 6008 code for a protein of 1884 amino acids. NCBI's taxonomy places the organism in Eukaryota, Metazoa, Arthropoda, Insecta, Diptera, Culicidae. The record is from RefSeq and is a predicted model, not a curated record.